Messenger RNA from Serpula lacrymans var. lacrymans S7.9, 435 nucleotides. RefSeq lists its product as uncharacterized. Bases 1 to 435 code for a protein of 144 amino acids. Lineage: Eukaryota; Fungi; Basidiomycota; Agaricomycetes; Boletales; Serpulaceae. The transcript has a single exon. The record is from RefSeq and is a predicted model, not a curated record.
AUGUCGACAACUGGCGCCCAACCUGCAAUUUUUCUAGUCGCCGAUCCUUACAGAGUGGUUUUAUUGCGGCGAUGUGCCGCUCUGCCGACGCUCAUUGGCUCAAACGAAAGCUAUUUCCCCAGAGUGAUCGGGGUCCCUGCCAUCCAUAUCAUAACGCAAUAUGUCCGCAAUCGUAGUAGUGGCAACUACCCUGGUAAUACAUUCUCUACGCUCGAGCCGCUCACUUGCCGUCUCUGUUCAGACAGUUUCGGUAACGUCUUCCGACUUCGCAAAAUCACGAACACAAAUCCAAUCUACGCCCAGCAUCGGUCCAUCAGAACCGCUAUUGCAGACGACAUUUACCCCGCAUCAACUUUGAAUUGCCAUCUUCUUUCUCCCUUUAGGUCUGCGGCUUCAACUUCGUCUUGGCGCAUGGAGAUUGUUUUUCCGCCAUAA